CAAGUCACUCAGGUACUCAGCUCCUACACAGACCAUCACCAUGUCUGAUAUAGACCUCCAACCGCUGGUGGACGAAGACACGGAAAGACUAAUGGCGGGUAGGAAGAAAGAAGAGCCCAAACCACGCCCGCCUCAGUCCCCGGGAACGUUACACCGCAGACUGUUCGUCGGCGGCACCGACUCGGACUCGUCCAGUCUGCAGGAUCUGUUCGGAGACAACGCCGAGGACGAGUGGGAGAAACCGGAGAACAGGUGCGGCUGCGGCUGCUGCCACCCGGACUGCUGCCAGUGCUGCGCGAGUCCCAAACUUUUCGCGGCAAUCUGGGCAAUCGUGUGCGUGCUGAUCAACACGACGAUAGGCUACAGAGUGGGGAUAUUAGCCACUUUAGAGAAGGCGUUUGACAUGGAGAGUAAGUACACUGGUAUCAUGUACGGAGGGCACGACGCGGGGUACCUAAUCAUGGUCCUCCUGGUGUCGUAUUACGGAGGAAAGAAGGGGUCGCAUCGUCCCAAGUGGAUCGCCUACGGUACAAUGUUGAUCGGGAUUAGCUGCGUCAUCUUUGCGCUGCCAUACUUCUUCAUGCCUCGGCACGUCAUCGACGAAGGCGAAGAAAAAGUGGUUUGUACGCCGGGGAAGGCGCAAAAUUCGACAGACAUAGAGAACUGCAAGCAGGCCCAUUCGAUGAGUCUGUUCUGGUACGUCAUGUUGACCGUUGCGACGUUCAUGAUGGGGAUUGGUGGAGCUCCCGCGUUGCCUCUCGGGACAACGUACAUCGAUGAUCACGUGACAAAGGAGAGCUCACCACUGUACAUCGGUUUAGCGCUGGUCCUUCCAAACACAGGCAACGCUCUUGGUCUCCUCUUCAGUUCCUUUGUACUUCGAUAUUACGUGGACUUUCUCUUUGUUAGCCCUUCUAAGAUUGGAAUCGACUCCACUGACGACCGGUGGAUAGGUGCGUGGUGGCUAGGGUUCCUACCCCUCGCCGCGGCGUUCUUCUUCUUCAGUCUGCCUCUCUGCCUCUUCCCAAAGAAGAUGAAAAAGCCUCGCGAAGUUGGCUUGAAGGAGACCACCAGGAUCCUACCGUCUCUUGCAGAGCGGCAGUACCUGGCCGACAAAGGAUUGUUUACCACGCUGGGUUGCCUCUUCACCAAUAGCGUGUACGUUCUCAUCCUCCUCGCCAUCUUCGUCAUAUCCGGAGUCACCAACAGUUUCUCCAUGUACAUCCCUAAGUAUAUGGAGAUACAGUUCUCCAUCACCAAGGCGAACGCCAGUGCGCUGAUAGGAAUCGUGGUUCUACCGGCCACGCUGCUGGGCACGCUGAGUUCCGGGGUGCUGAUGCGGCUGUGUAAGGUGUCCGGACGGAACUCCAUCCAGCUGCUGGCCUGGCUGUUCCUGGUGGUGGCCAUGGCUGUCAUCCCCGCCAUGUUCCUGUACUGUGAGCCGGUACCCAUCGCAGGCAUCAUGACGGAGUACGGAGCUACAGCUUCCCAGUCGGGAAGACAGCCCCUCCCCCACGCGAACCUGCAGGCGGAGUGUAACAAGGACUGUGUCUGCCCACGGGAGUUCAGCCCGGUCUGCGGCCCGGACAAGGUCAUGUACUUCAACCAGUGCUUCGCUGGGUGUAAGGACAGUCUCAACACCAAGUACAAGGACGUCAUGUUGUACACAGAUUGCUCCUGCAUCCCCCCGGGGACCAUGAAGAUCCGGAAGGAACACUACACCGGGUCCGUGGCCUCCAACGACUGCAACUCUCUCGGGCAGUGCCACAACUUCAUCUUCCUCAUGAUCGUCCUGCUCGUGGUCGCCUUUGUGUCGUUCUUCGCCUUCACACCCAUAAUCACGGCAGUACUGAGAGUUGUCAAGCGGGACGAGUCCACCCUUGCGACUGGAAUGAUACAGUUUGCAGUCAAGGCAGUUGGUGUUGCUGGUCCUUUCCUGUUCGGAAUGGCCAUGGACUUCACGUGCAUCUAUUUCUCCAGCUACUGUGACGCUAAAGGAGCCUGUCUGGUGUAUGAUAUCGACUGGAACCGCUACCUCAUGUUAGGGAUCGUCACUCUUGGCACUCUGCUCGGGUCUAUGUUGCUAUUUUGUGCUUAUAUUAUCCACAGAUCAUACAGGGAGGAACAGGCAUAGUGAUUCUUCAAUGUAUAUUUAUCUUUAGAAAGACCGAUACUUUAAUUUUCCUAAAUAGAUUCACGUCCUUUUCAAAACGCCUUGAGUUUAUAGAAGUAAAAAAAAACAACUUUAACAGAAGUUUGUGCUUUUUUGAGCUUGUUAAACAUGUUUGUCUUUGGUAUACGUACCUCAGGUGGUCCUAUUAGAUAUAUACCGGAAGGUGCACGAAAAAAAAAUUAAAAAGAAGAAAGUUAUUAUUAUACAACUGUUAUUACCUGUAGAAAAUUUGUUCCAGUCUUGACCAACUUGUACAGUUCCGUCUUGUAAUAAGGACAGGGUAUCGGUGCAAUAUCUAUUUGUUGGUGUUUUGGUGUAAAGAAACGCAAUCCACAUACCUGGUGAACAUAUCGAUAUAAGGUCUACACUAGAAUGAAAAAGUGGACAGAAUCACUGUGCUUAAUAUUUGUCAUGUGAGAUAUAUUUAUUUACAUGUAUAUGCAGUAAUGUUUUGACUAAUUGAUCAUGGUGACCAAGCACCCAUCAUAUGUAUAUAUCACAUCCAUCAUUUACCUACUCCGUAGUAUGGCAUUUGCUUAUCCCUAAUGUCCUUGAAACAUUACUAAGUUAAAGUGUAUGCAUCCAAUUGUUAAAGUUUUGAAUCAUGAACAUCGUCUAUGGCCUUUGGUGUAUCUGUUGCCUCAAAUUCAAUGACCACUGGAUAUAAGAGUAAUAAUAUAAAUCUCUAGCUUCAUCUGGAUUAAUUGCUACAUUUUUACCUACUACUAGUAUUACGUAUACUUUCAAUGUAGGAUGGAAAUGCACCAAGAAGUCCGUU
Molecule: messenger RNA, 2951 nt
Organism: Branchiostoma belcheri (Belcher's lancelet)
Lineage: Eukaryota; Metazoa; Chordata; Leptocardii; Amphioxiformes; Branchiostomatidae
Product: solute carrier organic anion transporter family member 3A1-like
Exons: 9
Coding region: 41-2134 (697 amino acids)
Biological process (GO): transmembrane transport; sodium-independent organic anion transport
Cellular component (GO): membrane
Molecular function (GO): protein binding
Source: RefSeq, a predicted model, not a curated record